CGUAACAAAAGGAAAGUUUUCACCGAUUUGGGUUUUAUUUAUUUAUUUUAUUCAUCUGAUUUAUCUGUCUAGGAAUUAUAUCGUUGACUAGCUGAUAUACUUCCAUGAUCUGGAAGAGGACACAAAUUGAAAUUAUCAUUCAGGAAUGAAAAGAAAAAUAGAAAUGUGUUUAGCAAACAAAAUAACCAGUGUGCUGUGUGCUGGUGUCUUAUUUUGUUAACUGGGGAAAUGUUCAUUCAUAAUCUUGACCGAGGGUCGUGCACCGGAAUGAUUGGUACAGACAAGCAGAUUGUAUGCACCGCUACCUUCCUUCUGCAAUGACACUUAAACUAGGAGACUACAAAUGAAUCAUGCCACAUGAAAGGAUAUGCAUGUGAUGGAUGACUCUAAGUCAGAAUCAGAAAGAGAAGUUGUCUGGAGUAAAGGGGAGCUAUGCAAAGCUCCAUACAGUAAGGAUAACAAGUUGUACACAGCCAAGGUUACUUCUAUCAAGAGGAAUGGAAGAACAACACUGGCCUGUGUCCACUUCAUUGGCUAUGACUCGGUUGAAGAUGAGGACAUUCCAAUAUCUAAACUCCACAAAAUUCCAUCAAAGAAAAAAGUUCCUUUGAGUAAGUCAGGUAAAAGUGGGGUAGAGGACCAGGAUAUUGAGAGUAGUAGUACACUUGACUCUGGGUUCUUUAGUCCACUGAAAGGAAAUGAAGAAGAGCGAAGACUGAGAGAGAAGUUUGCUGCUCUGGAUGCCGAAGAGGAAGAGCAGAACACCCUGUCUACUCCUUCAAAGAGGAGACAGAAUUGGACAUCUCUCAGCAGUCCCUACACUUUAAAUGUAUCUUUAUCACAAAAACAGAGGAAAAAAGCACAGAAGACAAGGGUAGCCCCAUAUCUUGAAUCUACAGGAAACAAAGGUUCAGGUAGAAGAAGGAAAGGAGUUGUGGCUGCAGGAGGAGAACCUGUCAUGAAAAAUCGGAAGUCAUCAAAACCCUCAGAUUCAACAGAAAACCUCAUAAAGCUGCACGAUCCCCAUCAUACAACAGAAAAAAACUUUGAUCAGUUCAAUGAAGAUGACAGUGUUAUGGAUGAUAUGACAAAUGAUGGUUUUGAAAUGAAAGGUUUCUCUGAAGAAGAUUUGGAGAAGCCUCAUUUCACAUACCCUCCUCUUGGAGCCAAGGAAGAUUACUCUCUGUCUGAUUCUGGAGAUCCAGAUGCUGUCAAGAUUCCUGCCACUGUCAAUCAAUAUCUUCGCGAGUAUCAGAGAGAGGGGGUCCAGUUUCUUUAUACUCACUACAAGGAGAACAGGGGAGCCAUACUGGGGGAUGACAUGGGAUUGGGAAAGACUGUACAGGUCAUAGCAUUCCUCUCUGCUAUCCUAAACAAGACUGGCACCAAGGCUGAUAUACAGAAAAGAAGGCCUAGGUUCAUUAGACAGAUGUCUUCAGAACCUUCUCUGAGUCCAGAGGAGGAUGUCUCUCCAGCCUUCCUCAUCAUAGCUCCAGGAACUGUUCUCUAUAACUGGCUAGAUGAGCUAGAAACUUGGGGUUACUUUUCAGUAGGAAAGUUCCAUGGAUCUGAGAAAGAAAGAACAAUGGCUGAUCUAAAAAGGGGAAAGUUAGAGCUUGUUAUAACAACCUUUGAGACAUUUCGAGAUAACAUAGACACAGUAAAUGAUUUUCCUUGGACAGCAGUGUUCGUUGAUGAAGUUCAUAAAAUCAAGGGUUUGAAGGCACGAGUGACAUCUGCCCUGAGGAAAGUGAACACAAAAAGAAGGUUUGGAUUGACUGGAACUGCCUUACAGAACAACCUGCAGGAGUUCUGGUGUAUCUUAGACUGGGCAAACCCUGGCUGCCUAGGCGACCUGCAGACAUUUGAAAAAGAUUGCAUUCUGAAAAUUGAGCUAAGCCAGAGACAUGAUGCUACCAAGAGAGAGCUGGCUGAAGGAAGAAAAUGUAAACAGAAAGUGGCUGCCAUUAAGAAUAAGUACAUGCUCAGAAGAACCAAAAAUCUCUUGUUGGAUCAGCUUCCUUCCAAAGAGGACCUUGUAGUCUACUGCAAGCUGACUGAUAUGCAGACAGAUAUUUACAAGGCAAUCUUAAACCAGCCAGAUGUUGUUUACAUUCUCACACAAGGUGACCCGUGUGAAUGCAGCAGUGGAAGAACCCGGGGACAUUGCUGCUAUGAAAAAAUUGGUGACCAGGAUAUUCGAUCCCUGACUUUGACCUACAUGCAUCUCCUGCUGAAGGUUGCCAAUCAUGUCGCACUACUUGUCCCAGAUGGCAGCACCAGCAGCCGGCAGGUGUCAUACGCUGAAACAAUAUGCAACAUCGUAUUUGAGAACUACCCCCAGUUUCUCCAGCAGGACAAGUGGGCCAGAUUUGACACCCUGUCCAACCCAAAGUACUGCGGCAAGAUGAAGGUGCUCGUUGGGAUUUUAUCUGUAUGUGCCAAGAAUAAAUCCAAGGUCCUCCUGUUUUCCUACUCGACCAGACUCUUGACCAUCGUUGAGCAUUUUGUGAUGAGUAAAGGGUACGACUACAGAAGGAUUGAUGGCAUGGUAGCUAACAAACAGAGGUUUGAGUUCACACAGCAAUUCAACAAGGACCCCAAUAUAUUCCUCUGCCUGAUUUCAACAAAGGCAGGUGGACUAGGUCUAAACCUGACAGGUGCUAAUGUAGUGGUGAUAUAUGACCCAAACUGGAAUCCAACCUAUGACCUUCAGGCACAGGACAGGGCCUAUAGGAUAGGUCAGAGGAGAGAUGUGAAGGUUUACAGGUUAAUAUCACAGGGAACCAUUGAGGAGAAUAUCUAUCUUAGACAAAUAUACAAACAGCAAUUAGACUCUGUGACGAUAUCAGAGGAGAAUGCCAGGAGGUAUUUCACGGCAGUCCAGGGAGACGGGACAAGGAAGGGGGAACUGUUUGGAGUUGGCAAUAUGUUCCAGCUGAGAACAGGAGACGGAUGUCUAACAGCUGACAUAUUACAGAGGAACUCCAGAUUAGAGAAAGGACUUGCAGGAUUUCAGUGUUACAAAUAUUUGGCUGGUCAGGGAAGUUGUAAAUCAGAGGAAGUUAAAAUGGCAGACACUACUCCAUCUUGCCUAGAUGACUCAGUUGAAGAAGAGGCAUCUGCUGACACCAUUGAUUUACAAGAAAUUGUUGGAGAAAUGUCUGAUCUUGAACCAGACAGUGAUGUACCAGAUUCAAAUGGUUUGGACUUUGUUUGCAGUCAAGUGGUAGACAGCAAUUGUGAGAGAACUCCAUGUGGCAGUAGAAUUCUGAGUGGUGACCAUGAGAGUGGAGAUGGUGCUUUUGACACCCAGCCGUCCACAUCUGUAGUAAAACCUGUGAAAAGGACUCCUGGGACUAAAAUUUCCUCUUCCAAAUCAAGGGACUCCAAAAAAUGCAUAGAUAUCACCAACUCUUCAGACUCUGAAGGUGAAGGUCAAAAGGCCAAAGCUGUUAAAAAGAAAGUGAAGAGAGCUGUUGUAAAGAACAAAAGAAAUGGAUUUAGUGAUGCAGAAUCCAGCUUGAAUUCAAUAUCAGAUGUGUUAGAACACUGUGGAGUGGUUCACACGCACCAGAACAAGAAGGUGGUUGGGACCAGCAAGGCAGAGGAUCACAUGUCCAGGUGUGCCAUGAAAGAUGUAUUUGAAUUACACCAGAAUUCACAGGAGCCAGCCAUCAACUGUGAACCUCUGCAGAACUCUGAGGAGGAGAAGGCCCAUGUUGAUGUGCCAAAGAAAAGGCGAAAAGAUAAAAAGCAGGAUGGCCCCAGAAAAGAAGUUAUUGGCAAUCUGCAGGUGUUGAUCGGACAGACACCAAAAUCUAUGAAACUACAACACUUCACCAAUAUGUGCAAGUUUUUUCAUGGAAGUUCUGCUGUGGCUUUUGCAAAAACUGUGCUCUCCAGCAGCCACACUGAAAGACAAACCAUGUUGAAAGAUUUCUACACCUCUAAGCACCCAGAGCUCAUGUCAUCCUCCUUGUUUAAAGUUACUGCCACAAAAGAUAGUACAGAAUCUGUAGGAGAAUCAGCUACAGUAAGAACAACCAUCCCAAAGAAAGAGAGGAAAGGGAAGAAACAAACCAUUAAACCAAGGUACCCCCAGUCGAGAGGAAAAUCAAAAGUUAAGAAGGGGUGUACAUAUGAUGAAAGUGAAAAUAUUGGCAUAGGAGACAACACAACCUGUGCAGCAGCAGAGGACCAGACAAAAAGGAAAACAUUCACUGAAGCAUUUGAGGAAUUUAUGGGUCAUGAAGAUAUGGUAGAAGCAGAGCCCAGCAAAGUUUCACCAAAGACAAACAAAGUCCAAUCCCCAGAAAACGUUCAGACCACUUCUAAUGCUUCUGGGCAUUUUAAGAAAGGGUGUCCUUCAGAGAAACUGCAACGUCCCCUUCCAUCCAUGUCUGUUCUAGACGACUUCUUCAAAGAUGAUGAAGAAGAUGACUGUUCUCCCAAAAAACCUCCACCUAAAUCCAAAGCGAAACCUCCACCACAAAGAAAACAUUACAGCGUAAAGAGGCAAAAUAUAGAAGAUAACAUAGAGUUUGAUUUCUUGAAUGCUAAAACAAAAGUGAUUUCAGAAGAAAAUGCUGGUGAGAGGAAAAAACAAAUGACAUUGACUACACUAGAAUCUCAGGUAGAUCUUAUCACCCAAGACCAGUCUUUUGACAUAUUUGAAUUGGACAAGAAUUUAAAGAGGAAGUAGUUUUUUUAUGUUAUUUCAGUUCACAGAAUUCUAAAAUUGUACUUUUCCUCCCAUUAUGAGCAUUUUAUAUUUCAAAUAAUUUUACACUGAAUUAUUCACUUUUAUAUAUUUGUUGUAUGUUGUACAUGUCAUGGAUUUUUUAAAAACUUUUAUAAUAUUUUAAUUUUAGUGAACCAUAUGGUUAAGCCAGCUUUUCCCCCAGUUGAAACUAUUUUGUUUAAAGCUUGUUUGAAGUACUCUUUUUCAACCAUACAGUUAUUAAAGUGAAGUAAUUGUGAUUUAGUUCUGAAUACUACCAUUUAGUGAACAUUUUAAUAGCAUUCUAUCUCAUUUAUAAAUCUCAUCUGUUCUUCAGUGUCAAUGUCACUUAUACAUGCAAUAUUCCAAUUAAUGUAACAGUUUACUGAUCUAAUCAAGAAUGGCAUAUGUAAAUGCUUACAAUCUUGAAUAUAUGCAUGUAUUUUUAAA
This is a messenger RNA of Lingula anatina, 5173 nucleotides long. RefSeq names its product DNA excision repair protein ERCC-6-like 2. Gene Ontology annotation, molecular function: ATP binding. Lineage: Eukaryota; Metazoa; Brachiopoda; Lingulata; Lingulida; Lingulidae. The record is from RefSeq and is a predicted model, not a curated record.